Messenger RNA from Lathyrus oleraceus (garden pea), 1008 nucleotides. Its product is annotated as zingipain-2. Lineage: Eukaryota; Viridiplantae; Streptophyta; Magnoliopsida; Fabales; Fabaceae. Gene Ontology annotation, molecular function: cysteine-type peptidase activity. The record is from RefSeq and is a predicted model, not a curated record. The transcript is spliced from 2 exons. Gene Ontology annotation, biological process: proteolysis. The coding region runs from base 1 to 1008 and encodes 335 amino acids.
AUGUAUUGCUUUAACCAAAAAAAUGUUUUAAUUCUGUUUUUCAUUCUCACUCUGUGGACAUCUCUUGUAACUUGUAACAAGUUGCUGGAGAGACACGAGCAGUGGAUGGAAGAACAUGGUAAGUCUUACAAAGAUGCUGCUGAGAAAGAAAAACGUUUCCAAAUAUUCAAGCAAAAUUUGGAGUUCAUUGAAUCAUUCAAUGCUGCUGGAGACAGUGGUUUCAACCUUAGCAUUAAUCAAUUUGCAGACCAAACCAAUGAAGAAUUUAAUGGUCAGAAGAAGCCACUAACUGAUGUUGAAAUAGCAGCAUCAGAAGAAAGAGUGUUUAGGUAUGAAAAUGUAACUGAUGUUCCUUCUACCAUGGAUUGGAGAGAAAGAGGAGCUGUUACUCCAAUCAAGCAUCAGCACCUUUGUGGUAGUUGUUGGGCAUUUGCAACAGUGGCUGCAACAGAAGGUAUUAACCAAAUAACAACAGGAAGAUUGGUGUCACUCUCAGAACAAGAACUAGUAGAUUGUGUUAAAACUAAUACAACUUAUGGAUGUAAAGGUGGUUAUUCAGAAGAUGCUUAUGAUUUCAUUGUUAAAAAAGGAGGAAUAACAAGUGAAGCCAAAUACCCUUAUAAAAGAGUUGAUGGAAAAUGUAAUAUUAAGAAAAGUUCCUACAUUGUUGCCAAGAUUAAAGGUUAUGAAACAGUUCCUGCUAAUAAUGAAAAAGCACUUUUAAAAGCAGUUGCAAAUCAACCUGUAGGGGUUUAUAUUGCAUCUGGAAAACGUGCUUUCCAAUUUUACUCAAGUGGAAUUUUGGGAGAAGAAUGUGGAAUUGAUUUAGACCAUGCAGUUACAAUAGUUGGUUAUGGUACCAAUGAUGAUGGUGUGAAAUAUUGGUUAGUGAAAAAUUCAUGGGGCACUAAAUGGGGUGAGAAAGGAUAUGCCAAGUUUAAAAGAGACAUACAUGCAAAGGAAGGUGUAUGCGGACUUGCUAUGGUUCCUACCUAUCCAAUAGCAUAA